AUGAUAGCGAAGGUUUCUCCACGCCAGGUGGGCCCGGAGCUCUCUUUCGGCGCAGCCGAGAUAUCCGCUGUGAGGCUCUGGUUUCUGGAGCGCUCUGGCAGCAAUCACCGACAAGAAACACGUGCGUCGCACCGUCAGUUCGGUGCGAGGGGCGGCCAAACGUGA
This is a messenger RNA of Phytophthora nicotianae INRA-310, 165 nucleotides long. RefSeq lists its product as hypothetical. The transcript has a single exon. Bases 1 to 165 code for a protein of 54 amino acids. NCBI's taxonomy places the organism in Eukaryota, Oomycota, Peronosporomycetes, Peronosporales, Peronosporaceae. The record is from RefSeq and is a predicted model, not a curated record.